ACGACGUCAAGGUGGUCGGGUCAGAACGCUCUGCGCGACCCAGCUGAGGAGGUUCCUGCUUCAACAGUGAUUGGACGGAACCCCGCUCGGCCGCCGCCUUCCUCUUUCCAUCCAUCAAUCCAUCCGCUCGCCUUUGUGCUGCCAUGGCCUCGUCUCCUUCCCAGGUGCGCCAGAACUACCACCAGGACUGCGAAGCCGCCAUCAACCGGCAGAUCAACCUGGAGCUCUACGCUUCCUACGUGUACCUCAGCAUGUCCUACUAUUUUGACCGUGACGACGUGGCCCUGAAGAACUUUGCCAAGUACUUCCUGCACCAAUCCCGAGAGGAGCGUGAGCAUGCAGAGAAACUUAUGAAGCUCCAGAAUAACAGGGGUGGGCGCAUUUUCCUUCAGGACAUCAAGAAACCAGAUCGUGAUGAUUGGGAAAGUGGGCUGACGGCAAUGGAAUGCUCUUUACACUUGGAAAAAAAUGUGAACCAAUCACUUCUAGAACUGCACAAGCUGGCAACUGAAAAAAAUGACCCUCAUUUAUGUGACUUCAUUGAAACUCACUACUUGGAUGAGCAGGUCAAAUCCAUCAAAGAGUUGGGUGAUCAUGUGACCAAUCUGCGCAAGAUGGGAGCACCCAAAUGUGGAAUGGCUGAGUACCUCUUCGACAAGCACACUCUGGGAGAAAGUGACAAUGAGAAUUAAAAGCUCUCUACACAAACAAAGCUUCAGUGAGACUCUUACCAUCUUCAGCAGUGCAUGUUUCUGGUUUCCCCCUUAGCAUUGUCCAUAUAAUGUAUAAAAACAACUUCUGUUCUUUUGUGUUAUAUCUUAUGCCCAAUAAAGUGACUUGGUUCUAA
Anolis carolinensis (green anole) is the source of this 847-nucleotide messenger RNA. It is a transcript of the gene fth1, whose product is annotated as ferritin heavy chain 1. Gene Ontology annotation, molecular function: ferrous iron binding; ferric iron binding. The record is from RefSeq and is a predicted model, not a curated record. Gene Ontology annotation, biological process: iron ion transport; intracellular iron ion homeostasis. NCBI's taxonomy places the organism in Eukaryota, Metazoa, Chordata, Lepidosauria, Squamata, Anolidae. The coding region runs from base 144 to 692 and encodes 182 amino acids. Gene Ontology annotation, cellular component: cytoplasm. The transcript has 4 exons.